This is a messenger RNA of Myotis myotis, 5111 nucleotides long. It is a transcript of the gene CALD1, whose product is annotated as caldesmon 1. Gene Ontology annotation, biological process: muscle contraction; angiogenesis; actin filament bundle assembly. The record is from RefSeq and is a predicted model, not a curated record. The transcript has 16 exons. Gene Ontology annotation, cellular component: actin cytoskeleton. The coding region runs from base 431 to 2782 and encodes 783 amino acids. Gene Ontology annotation, molecular function: calmodulin binding; myosin binding; actin binding. Lineage: Eukaryota; Metazoa; Chordata; Mammalia; Chiroptera; Vespertilionidae.
AGGCAUCUCCACGGGCAGGCUGCAUCCACCUCGGCCGCGGUGUCGUCAUUGGCUGCCUAUUAGAAAACCCUACAGGACAAUGCAUACCACCGGCUGCCGACUGUAAACACAGGGGAUGUGUGUUCCCGGCGCGCGGACUUCGGGGCGGGGCCGGGGAAGGGCGGUCUGCAGUUUUAUUGAAUAGAGCAGUGUGUGCCGCGCUGCCGGCCUGCCUGCCCUCUCGCUGUGCUCCCGCGGAAAGAAGUCGGUCCUUCCUCUGCCGCUCGGUCCCCGGGAAGAAGCUGCAGCCUAGGAGGUAUCAUUAAAACAUUCCAAGUUCACCCAAUCCAAUUCCACAGGGAUUGGUAAUCAACAAGAAGGCUCAGACGUGGAUAUCUGAUUGCUUAACCAUCCAGACAUCAUCUGGUCUCCCUAAACCUGAAACCACACCAUGGAUGAUUUUGAACGUCGCAGGGAACUGAGGAGGCAAAAGCGGGAAGAGAUGCGCCUGGAAGCAGAAAGAAUCGCCUACCAGAGGAAUGAUGAUGAUGAGGAAGAGGCUGCCCGGGAACGGCGCCGGCGAGCCCGACAGGAAAGGCUGCGGCAGAAGCAAGAGGAAGAAUCCUUGGGGCAGGUGACCGACCAGGUGGAGGUUCACGCCCAGAACAGUGUGCCGGACGAGGUCAAGGCCGCCACCACCGCCAACACGCAGGUGGAGGGCGAUGACGAGGCCGCGUUACUGGAGCGCCUGGCUCGGCGGGAGGAGAGGCGCCAGAAACGCCUGCAGGAGGCGCUGGAGCGGCAGAAGGAGCUGGACCCCACGAUCACCGACGCCAGCUUGUCUCUGUCCGGCGGAAGAAUGCGGAACGACACGACAGAAGAUGACUCGGCCGAGAAGGAAGAAAAAAGCGAAAGUCGCCGAGAAAGAUACGAGAUGGAGGAAACAGACAUAGUCACCAAGUCCUACCAGAAGAACGACUGGAGGGAGGCAGACGAGAAAAAGAAAGAAGACCAAGAAAAGGAGGAAGAGGAGAGGCCAAAGCGAGGGAGCAUCAAAGAAAAUCAGGUAGAGGUGACGGUGGAAGAGAGAACCGUAGAAACUCGAGAAGAAGCAGUGGGGAUGCCUUUGAAAAAUGGGCAGCUCGGUGCAGAUGAGCCUAAAAUAGAGGCUGAGAGGGAACAAGGCUCGGAUGAGAUUGCCCUUCAGGAAAAGAUGGAGGAGGAGGAACGGGAAAGGGCCCAGGCAGAGAGGGUCAGGUUGGAAGCAGAAGAAAGAGAAAGAAUGAAAACUGAGCAAGCGCAAAAGAUAGCGGAGGAGAAAGCAAGAAGGGAAGCGGAAGAACGGGCCGCUGCACAAGAGAGAGAGAGGAGGGAGGCAGAGGAGAGGGAGCGGGCUGAGGAGGAGGAGAGAAGGGCAGCGGCCGAGAGGCAGAGAGCGGAGGCAGAGGAAGCCGAGAAGGCUAAGGUAGAAGAGCCAAACCGUGCAGAUCAGCCGGGAGAGAAAAAGAUCAAAGGGGAAAAGGUAGAAGAGAAAAUAGACGGGAAAUGGGUCAAUGAAAAGAAAGGACGAGAAGAUAAACAUCAGACAGCUGUCCAGAAGAAACAGGAAGAAGACAAGGGGGCUAAAGUGCAGCUUAAAAGAGAAAAGCCCCAAGAAGACAAGCCUGCCUUCAAAAAGGAAGAGCUCAUUUGUGUUCUUCACCCCAGAAGAAACCUGUCCAAGCAACCUGGGCAUUUUCCCAUCAAAGCCACCCCAAUCAUCGUUCUUUCACUGGGAACUGCAAACCACUCAUGUCGAUGGAGUUCCAAGAAUAUCAAAGAUGAGAAGAUCAAAAAGGACAAAGAGCCCAGAGAAGAAGUGAAGAGCUUCCUGGAUGGAAAGAAGGGGUUUACAGAAGUGAAGUCGCAGAAUGGAGAAUUCAUGACCCACAAGCUUAAACACACCGAGAAUACCUUCAGCCGCUCUGGAGGGAGGGCCAGCGAGGCCAAGGAGGUGGAAGGGGCUCCCCAAGUGGAAGCUGGCAAGCGCCUGGAGGAGCUGCGCCGCCGUCGUGGGGAAACUGAGAGCGAAGAGUUUGAGAAGCUCAAACAGAAGCAGCAAGAGGCAGCCCUGGAGCUGGAGGAGCUGAAGAAAAAGAGGGAGGAGCGAAGGAAGGUCCUGGAGGAGGAAGAGCAGAGGAGGAAGCAGGAGGAAGCAGAGCGGAAAGUCAGAGAGGAGGAAGAGAAGAGGAGGCUAAAGGAGGAGAUUGAAAGGCGAAGGGCAGAAGCUGCUGAGAAACGGCAGAAGAUGCCCGAAGAUGGCUUAGCAGAGGACAAGAAACCUUUCAAAUGUUUCACUCCCAAAGGUUCAUCUCUCAAGAUAGAAGAGCGAGCAGAAUUUUUGAAUAAGUCUGUGCAGAAAAGUGGUGUCAAAUCAACUCAUCAAGCGGCUGUUGUUUCCAAGAUUGACAGCAGGCUGGAGCAAUACACCAGUGCCAUUGAGGGGACGAAAGCUGCGAAACCCACGAAGCCAGCAGCCUCAGAUCUUCCUGUGCCUGCUGAGGGUGUCCGCAGUAUCAAGAGCAUGUGGGAGAAAGGGAAUGUGUUUUCAUCCCCCACCGCGGCGGGCGCGCCCAACAAGGAAACUGCUGGCUUGAAGGUGGGGGUUUCCAGCCGCAUCAAUGAAUGGCUAACUAAAACCCCAGACGGGAACAGAUCACCUGCUCCCAAACCUUCGGAUUUGAGGCCAGGAGACGUAUCUGGCAAGCGGAACCUCUGGGAAAAGCAAUCCGUGGAUAAGGUCACAACCCCUGCCAAGGUGUGAGACAGUUCAAGAAAGAAGCCAGAGUAGCCACUCAAGAUGCUGGACCAGCUCAGCCGAAGAGGGCUAUGUGCUCUGUUCUAUAUUUAUGUUGAUUUACUAAAUUGGGUUAAUUUCCUUUUGUUUUAUUUUUCAUUAUCCCAGUAAACCCAUGUAUAUUAUCACUAUAUUUAAUAAUCACAGUCUAGAGAAGUUCAUGGUAAAAGUACUGCCUUUGCACAGGAGCCUGUUUCUAAAGAAACCCAUGCUGUGAAAUAGAGACUUUCUACUGAUCAUCCUGACUCUGAACGGUGACACCAACCACGUCGGAAGUCGAGCAGGAGGAGGUUCAAGCUGAAAAUUUGCCUGAGGAAUGUGUGCAGUGUCCAGAAAAACAAACCAUAGUGGGGUUUGGGGUUUUUUUUGUUUUUUGUUUUACAUACAGAAGUCAUGUUGUUUCUGCACUUUAGAAUAAAGCAUGGAAGAAAUGAUCUCAGUAGGCAAUUGUAACACUUUCUGAAAGUAACGCAUUUCAGAUUUGAGAUUCUGCAAUGAUGAUUGUCUUUUUUAAAAAACGUACUGUUAAGGUAUUACUUUUUUCAUGCUGAUGAUUAUCUAAAUUGGAUGAUGAUGUUAGAAGACAGUGGUACUGAUUUCUUUAGGUUGGUUGCUUUGUGGAUUUCUUUGGUAGUGAUAGUGAACCACAUUUUAGAUGACCUGAUCAUGUAUGUAUGUGCAUACACGUAUACAAACACACUAAUGGUAGAAAGCUUCUUUUAUGUGCUAGACUAUUAUAUUUAGCAGUAUGUCCUUGUAACUAGCCAAUAUCACAGCUUUUCAAAAAUUAAAAAUCACAUUAUAUUAAUAUUCAUAUUUGCCAAUAGAGACAUGGCAGAAUAGGUAUCAAUAUAUCUUCAAUGCCCAAUAGAUAAACUGUAAGAAAAAAAAGAGAGAUUCGAAAUGUCAAAAUGAAUUGACAUUUUCUAUAAAGCAUAGUAUUUAGCUUAUACUGAAAAGCAAUCUUGAAGUCCAAUGUGAAUUUUACUACCAUCUGGAUCAAACUCAAAGCUUGCUGAGAACUUUAUUUUGUUAGCAAUCAACUUCACAAUCGGUUGGCUUCGAGGAUAUCUGAGGUCUCUUCUUUGUCUAAAAUUUAAAGACGAGGAUUUUAGUGACAAGAUUGUCCAGAUUAAAAUUCCACGUGUGGGUAUGCAAAGAUCAGCUUUGGCUAAUGUCUGGAAGCAGAGAAGAGAAGUAAGCAAAUUCCAAUAUUUAAGAGUCAUGAUAGUCCUUCAUCUUUAUUAUACGAAACCAUUUUUUAAAUUAAAAGUUUCUACUUUUAUUAGUCAUUGGUACUUGUCAUAAGUUGAUAAUGUAUUGAACUUUCAGAAAAUAUAUGUAACUUUUAGUAGUUUUACUAUUUUCCCCAAGAGUCUUUAUCAAAUCAUCCUUUCUAUACACGUAAUCUAGACAUCAGAUCUUACUUUAGCUUAUAAGUGUUCAUCUAUUCUUCACAAUAGAUGAUAAAAGAGUACUCCUCUGUCUUGGCAAUAUGUUUUAGCAUAGAGAUAUAUAGGAUAGUUCUAUAAACUUAUACCUCAUUUGACUUAACCAAAAGUGUCCUACUCUCAAUUUCUACCACAAUGAGGGAGCCUCCCAAAUGACUAUUUUCUAACCUACAGUAUUUCCCUGGAGGAGCCAGCCAGGGCAGGGCUGACAUGAGCAGUGACGACUGCCUUGCAGAGUCUGUUUUUCUCAAAAAUCAGUAAAGAGUAGCUGAAUUCUCUAGCUUUUAGCACACCUGGGCCAAAGGAAGGAAAACCACCAAGAUCACACACGUCAUCCACCCGUGACAGAAUAGAUAUGAGUCUAUGAUAAGAUAACCUAGAACCCACAUGUAGUGCCUCAUUUAGCAUUGACUCCCAUCACUGGAGUGAAAUGGAUCGAAGUUUGAAUUAAGGCCCAUGGCGAUAUAACAUUGCUUUGUUGUACUUUUGAACAAGAGCUUCUCCUGAUCACUAGUAUAUAUAUUUGUUUCUAGAAAGUCUAAAGUUGAGAAGAGAAUAUAUCGAUCCUGACUUUUAUUCCGAUAUUUGGAUGGAAUAAGUUUUAGGGUAGAAUUUUGUUCAGUUUGGAUUUAAUCUUUUGAAAAAACUAAAUUCCAUUGUUUACUUGUCUGAUUACGAUUCUCUGUGUUAUCUUUAAGAGGUAAAACUGCAAGGUGACUAGCAUGUUCUGUGAAUCUGCCAUUCCUAAAAAUUUUAUAAACACUUGAUGUUUUUCACUGAUAACUGAUCGCUGCAAUAAGUAUAUAUUGUGAAAAUGCAUCCACAAUAAAUGGAAUUCCUCCAAA